GAGGACGUGGAAGUUAUGCUUGCUCCGCCCAUUUGUUUAGAUGUCGCCGCUUCCAAAUCUAUUAAAAUUUAUUUCAUUUGGAGAUUUCCAAGCAUCUUGAGCAAGCACUUAUUUUUGAUUUUUUGCGGAGUUUAUUCGAGGAAGAAAAUGCGUUCGCUAAGGCUUCUCGUUGGAGUGAUCCUCAUAAGCGUCGUUUCUGCUCAAGAACCCGGUGCGGCUCGUAUCCUCGCUGCCAAACGCAUUUUGAAUCAGUAUCUAGUGCAGCGAAAGGACCUGAUAGUGGAAUACAAUUUGUACAACAUCGGUGAAUCAGUGGCGUACGAUGUGCAUUUGAUUGAGGAGAACUUCGACAAGGAAUUAUUCGAUGUGGUUAGCGGAUUCCCCAAGGCUCACUGGGAUCGCAUUCCGCCAUCGCAAAACGUAUCGCACGUCAUCAUUCUGCAGCCUAAGCACUACAUGAGCUUCAAUUUCACUUCGGCACGCAUACAGUACAAGAGUGGAGAAAGUCAGGAUGCUUCACUGGUCGUCGGCUACACGUCCGCUCCGGGCGAAGGACAAAUCUGGGAAAUCAACCAAUUUAAUCGUCAGUUCGCGCCGCACUAUGCUGACUGGAUUACGUUCUUGAUUAUGACAAUUCCUACUGUGGGCAUCCCGUAUCUGUUGUGGUAUCGUAGCAAGAGUCGAUAUGAUGUUUCUAAAACUGUUUUGAAUAAGAAGCUCUAAAUGGAUGAGGGAGUCUUGAUUUUAUGUUUUAAUAAAUGACGUAUUUUUAACAGCAUUGGCGAAGGUUGAUAUAAAUUUGUAGAUACAGUA
Paramacrobiotus metropolitanus is the source of this 813-nucleotide messenger RNA. Its product is annotated as translocon-associated protein subunit beta-like. Lineage: Eukaryota; Metazoa; Tardigrada; Eutardigrada; Parachela; Macrobiotidae. The coding region runs from base 16 to 723 and encodes 235 amino acids. The transcript has 2 exons. Gene Ontology annotation, cellular component: endoplasmic reticulum. The record is from RefSeq and is a predicted model, not a curated record.